This is a messenger RNA of Acanthaster planci (crown-of-thorns starfish), 4112 nucleotides long. It is a transcript of the gene efcab8, whose product is annotated as EF-hand calcium binding domain 8. Gene Ontology annotation, molecular function: calcium ion binding; protein binding. NCBI's taxonomy places the organism in Eukaryota, Metazoa, Echinodermata, Asteroidea, Valvatida, Acanthasteridae. The record is from RefSeq and is a predicted model, not a curated record.
CUUAUGAAACCACUACCGGUAACACUUCUUGGCAACGAAUGCACCAUCGGAUACCUUUAUUCACCGAGUUAAGAAACCCAACAGUAGCAUUAUGAUGAGAGAUACUCUUGCUGCCCCUGGGUCACCAGGGAAAGGUCCACUGACCCGUACCCCCGAUUUACUCACACCCAACCGGAGGCAUCGCUCCUCCGGUCAAAAAUCUGCAACCUCACAACGAAGCGUUUUAACCGGGUCGUCGGCAGCAUUUUCCCCGUAUCCCCAGGUUUCCAAAGGCUCAAUGGCUGGCAAACAACAAAGUGAUCAGCAGUCUCAAGCAGGCAGCAUGGGCGCUAGAUUAGAAGACGAGAUGAACAACGAUCACCUCAUGAAAUUGCAGGAAAUAUUCGAGGAGGCAGAUGAAGAUGGGGGUGGAGGCUUGGAUAUCGACGAGUUUCGUCAAGCAAUGAGGAAGAUUAUGGGUGAAGGAAUGGUUGAUGAUAAAGAGCUGGCCAUUGUAUUCAUGAAGGUGGAUGCAAACUGUGAUGGUACAGUAGACUGGGACGAAUACUUGUCCUACAUGUUGAUGGAAUACCAGGAACGGGAUCACAUGAGUAAUCUGUUUAAAGAGAUACCUUUCCCGAAGCCACUGAGAGAAAUCCACAGUAAUCAUCGUGAUAUGCUAGCUAAGGUCGGUUUCUAUCAGAACCUAAACCUUCGCCAUGGCAACCUGCAGGAUGAGGGAGAACAUGGCGGCCGGUACAUAUCAGUCAGUAAAGAGGGCGUCAUUAAUUUCUGGAGCAUGGAUAUGCACUUACAGCGGUCAGUCACGAUAGAGCAACCUCGUGAAAAAACGAAGCCCAUGUGGUUAACAGAUAUGGUGUGUAUGCCGAAUGUGAACAUGAUAGCUGUGUCAUCCACAGAGCGUGAUAUCAGCUUUUACGAUGUGAAUGCAACCAAAUUUGACCGAUGUUUUCAGGUCUCUGGACUUGAUAACUGCGCUCUAACGAUGGACUACUGGUUUGAUCCUCGUAACAUGAACAAGGCAGUGUUAGUGUUCGGUGACGCAGGGGGAAAUGUUUGCUGUAUCGUCUUCACAGAAGCAAUGGGGUCUGCUCUCUUUGGAUCACAGAACGCAAAGUCAGUUGGCUCACGAAGAGUUCCAUUUCCGGAACUGCUCAAAGGGAGCGUCAAGGGAGUUGUUGCUAUGAAAUUCUCGCCUCUUCAUGAGGACUGGGUACGGAAAGUAAAAUACUGUAGCAAUUUGAAUUCAUUCAUCUCCUGCGCUACAACCAACGAAUCAUCCAUUUACAUUGGUGACUUGGGCAGAAAGAAAUCGGGGUCAUUUUUCAAGAUCAGAAAAGGCAUACUUUGUUUCGACUACUGCAAAGAAACAAAUGUUAUUGUUACAGGUGGAAUGGACAGGUCUGUACGAACAUGGAAUCCGUAUGUGACAACGAAAGCAACUUCUGUCAUGAAAGGUCAUACGUCUGCUGUGAUACACAUUGUUGUAAACAGUACGCAUGGACAAAUCAUCAGCGUUGGAAAGGACAAGGGCGUCAAAGUGUGGGACAUGAGGGAUCAGACUUGUAUGCAAAAUAUCAAUCCGCGAAGUAUCAAUAUGGGGCCUCACUCCAUUAGUACCGUUUGCUUCCAUGCAAAGACCGGAUCACUCAUUUUGGGUACCAAUCAGCUCGCUCUCUUGGAACACAAAUGGGAAACAGACACAGAAGACGACGACGUUACAUCACACAACCGUCCAAUUACAGCAGCGAUCUACAAUCACCUGUUUAAUCAGGUGGUCAGUGCAUGCCAUGACUCAGUUGUUAGUGUCUGGGAUUUAGCGACCGGGACCAAGACGAUCAUGUUCUCAAAAGCUCAUAAAUACAUGGAGAAGGGUGUCGAAAAGUGUGCUGAGAUAACAGCGAUGACCUUUGAUCCCUCGUACCGGAGAUUAGUAACGGGAGGCCGUGAUGGAUCAGUAAAGAUUUGGAAUUUUAAUAAUGGCGCUUGCUUGAGAGAGUUAGAGACGUUUGACAACAUGGAGGUUACUGGGAUAAUUUGCCCUAAACAGCGUAUCAUUACUGCCGGAUGGAACAGACGAGUUACUUCCUACAUUGAUUCUGAUGAUGACGAAGACUCACGACAGUGGAUGGUCAAACAUAACGAGGAUAUCCUGUCCCUUGCAGCUUACGACACUAGUAUCAUCGCUACUUCCUCUUACGACGGCGACAUUAUCAUAUGGUCCUUAGAAACGACGCAACCACUCUGCAGACUUAACGCCAAUUGUGGUGUCAGUCCACGUACUGGAAGUAGGACUAUCAGUUACGAUUCCAAGACCACAGGUGAUUCAGCCAAAUCUACAGACGCAGUUCGACUAAUACGCAGUGCUGCGUCUAACUCGAGCACAACGUCCGAGGAAGACAACAAAGACGACACGGGAGGAAAACAGAAACCAAACCUUUCCAAGACUCUUUUGAAACGCCAGAGUACAAAGGCGCUCUUUGAAUCUGGAAAAACAUCCAAUCUAACCAAAGAUUUGGAGGGCCAACCAAGCCAAAGACGGACCAGUCUUCCUGCUAUUGGAACACAGAAGACCAGUUUUGUAAACAUGAGCCAGAAACGAUCUGACGGAGUCAAGGAAGACUCACAGACCUUCUUUACAGAGAGUAUGAGUAAUUUCAAGCAAAGGGCACAAACCGGGCGGACCACUAACUCAAGUAGGAAGUCUUUUUAUGUAGACGUUGAAGACUCAAAGGAAUACACCAAGAAACACGAAUCAGCCGUUGACAAAUUGGUGUUCCUCCAAUCUCGACCCAACGAUAAGGACACGGCCACUUUAAUGGCUAGCGGAGCAGAUGGUUGGGUUCGCUCCUGGUCUGUUCAUCACAAGGGUGGCCUACUUGGUCAAUUCAACGCGGCACACAAAGGUGGUGGGGAAUCAGUUCUAGCUAUGACCACAGAUUCAAAAAAUGAGUUUUUGAUAACUGGCGACACAUCCGGCUACAUCAUGGUUUGGGAAAUUACAGACUACUGCAUUGGUAGCAACGACGGGUCCCAAUCUCGUGUACCGUCAGCUGCCUUACAACAUAUGCGUAGUGACAGCAAAUUCCCAUUUCGUGGCGGAAACCCGACUAUACUCAAACUUCAAGAGCGGGUAGAGAAGAAACAGAGGGCUGAAAUGAAACCACCCCCAUCGGCUACCAAUCCUAGAGAGACAAUCAAGUGGCCUAAGAAGUUGAACUCCUUCCGAGCACAUGUGGCAAGCGUCACGUACAUCGAGUAUUGUGAAGACAAAAGCCUAAUUGUAUCUAGUAGUGACGAUUGUUCUGUGAGGUUGUGGACGCUCUGUGGACGGUACAUAGGAACGUUUGGCCAAAGUGGCGGCUGGCAGAAACUACCUGAGGACAUUAUUCCUAAAGACUUACCUCGUCGAUUACCCCGUGAUGUACAUAGAGUAGCCUCAGCUGUGACAUUGAAGGUGUUGAAUGGAGGCAUUAUGCCAAGAUGGAAGCUGGCCAAAAAUAUCAUGAUGAUAGUCGCUCGCAACCAGCUUGCCAAAGCUGGCCAGGGACUCGACGAUUCGUCGCUUGGAGUGGAUGAUGGGCAACGACUUGGUGAAAAGGCAGAUGAUAGCGGCCAGUCAAGCUAUGGAACCAGCUCUAUUCUGGGCAAGUCAUACAAACCAAAGACAAGACACAAAAUGCCACCCUCGUUGCCCGACAUCAAACAGAACCAGAAUCAGGUUGUGGUGUAUUCUUCCCUUCCAUUCACUGACCUGGAGCCCGUGGAAGAAAUCAAAAUGCCCACCACACUACAAGAGAUUCAUCUGCGCCAGCAACAAUCUAUAGAAGCAAUGCGGGGGGUUGAGAAUGGACCAGCAGGGGCAACAAUCGGGAAGAAACACGGUGGAAAACGAUCUCGCUUACAGGAAUUCCUUCAGAAACAGAAGGCGGUACGGAUUCUUACAAAAGGAAAGGUUGGCUUUGCAGCUGCGGCUGCCGCUGCAAGUAAAACAGGAAAAUAAGGACAAAAUUCGGGUCAGAUGUUUUGUUAGAAGGAUAUAGAAACAAACAAACAAACAAACAACCCAACACCCCAACAAACAAACAAACAAACACCCCAACAAACCAACA